AUGGCUCCGUUACGCCCCAAUUCCAAGGCCGGAAGGGCCGUCAAGGCCAAAUCCCAUCCAGCUAUCGCAAAGGCAAAACCGACGGCGGACAAGUCCAACUCUCUAAGCUCUGAAUUUCACAACUCCAAAAAGGACAAACGGCUAAUAAAACACUCCUCAUUCAUCUCGAAGAUCGAAAAGUCUCGCAAGAAACCGCUGAAGCGACGACGACCUUCUAAGAAAUUAAUCGCCAACCUUGACUCGCUCGCGAAUGCCCUGCCUGACGCCGGAGAUGGUGAUGACGAUGGCGUCUCGACGCACAAUAUCGACGGCAACACACAGGUUAAUGUGAUUAAGCAUAAGAGCUUGAAGCAUAGGCCCGGUGCUAUGAAGAGGAAGGAGAAGCUGGAUCGGAUAGAGCGAGACCGGUUUGCGAAGAAUAUGGGACAGCUGGCUGCGGGAAUCAAGGCGGACAUGGAUACUACUGCAGAUACAUCGACAGGUAUGCAGGCUGUAAAUGGUGUUAAUGCUUCUACUGGUGGAGAGUCAACUUCCGCUCGCUGGGCCGCGCUGCGAAGCUUUAUCUCCCAGACGAUGGACCAGAACCCAGAGUUCAAGGGCGUCAAAUCAUAG
Messenger RNA from Arthroderma uncinatum, 612 nucleotides. RefSeq lists its product as uncharacterized. Gene Ontology annotation, cellular component: preribosome, small subunit precursor; 90S preribosome; nucleolus. The record is from RefSeq and is a predicted model, not a curated record. Gene Ontology annotation, biological process: maturation of SSU-rRNA from tricistronic rRNA transcript (SSU-rRNA, 5.8S rRNA, LSU-rRNA). Bases 1 to 612 code for a protein of 203 amino acids. The transcript has 2 exons. Lineage: Eukaryota; Fungi; Ascomycota; Eurotiomycetes; Onygenales; Arthrodermataceae.